Homo sapiens (human) is the source of this 6323-nucleotide messenger RNA. RefSeq names its product CXXC repeat containing interactor of PDZ3 domain (gene CRIPT). The transcript has 5 exons. The record is from RefSeq and is marked reviewed. Gene Ontology annotation, molecular function: microtubule binding; protein-containing complex binding; PDZ domain binding. Gene Ontology annotation, cellular component: dendritic spine; dendrite; neuronal cell body. Gene Ontology annotation, biological process: regulation of postsynaptic density protein 95 clustering; cytoplasmic microtubule organization; regulation of postsynaptic density assembly. Lineage: Eukaryota; Metazoa; Chordata; Mammalia; Primates; Hominidae. The coding region runs from base 69 to 374 and encodes 101 amino acids.
GUAGUGUUGUUGUUUUCAGCCUGCUGCUGCUGCUGCUGUUGCGGCUAGGGGAACCGUCGUGGGGAAGGAUGGUGUGCGAAAAAUGUGAAAAGAAACUUGGUACUGUUAUCACUCCAGAUACAUGGAAAGAUGGUGCUAGGAAUACCACAGAAAGUGGUGGAAGAAAGCUGAAUGAAAAUAAAGCUUUGACUUCAAAAAAAGCAAGAUUUGAUCCAUAUGGAAAGAAUAAGUUCUCCACUUGUAGAAUUUGUAAAAGUUCUGUGCACCAACCAGGUUCUCAUUACUGCCAGGGCUGUGCCUACAAAAAAGGCAUCUGUGCGAUGUGUGGAAAAAAGGUUUUGGAUACCAAAAACUACAAGCAAACAUCUGUCUAGAUGUAUUGAUGGAAUUUCUGGCUUUCUAAAUGAUUUUACUUUCUGCCUUGAAUUUUCAAGGCAUAGAUGUCAACUUACAGAAUAACAUGUUUUAAGAUAAUUAAGUUUAAACCAGAGAAUUUGAUUGUUACUCAUUUUGCUCUCAUGUUCUAAACAGCAACAGUGUAACUAGUCUUUUGUUGUAAAUGGUUAUUUUCCUUAUAAGAAUUUUAAGAACUAAGUGGCAAAUUCCAUGAAAAUAUUUCUCAGUUCUGUAUGCACUUUUAUUUAACAUUAUUCAUAUAAUUCUCCCCCCACCACUUUAUUUAUAGAUACUGCAAAAGUGAGAAGGAGAUAAUAGAUACUUUGCUCUGAAUUUGGCAUCCAGAGUUAACAUUUCUCCCCUCACUCCCUUGCUGGUGUCAUAGUUAUUAGAAUCAGCAGCCUCUUAACUAAUUGCGGUUUCAUAGGAUAUAUAAAUGUUUCAAGCCAUUAUUGCUGAAUGGUUCUUUAGUUAUUAACCUAGACCCAAAUCAAAGACCAGUUGGAUUUAUGAUAUUUUUUAUUUGUUCUUGCAGCCAAAGUGCCAGUUUCUUUAAUAUGUGACCAAGAACACAAGGAGCAUCCAUAUGGCCAAAUAAAUACACUGAAUUUUAGAAAAACAUAUUACUUUGAAUUCAAAUUGUCAUGAAAACCAGAACAGUGUUUGUCCAUGUUGCAUGUAAUGAAAAUAAAUCCCUGCUCUGAGAAAAGCUCUUUGAAGCAAAAACCAAACUUUUUUUUUUUUUUUUUUACCUCCUGUCUUGCCCCCUAAAAGAAAUAAAUAGAGCAAACAUCUUGACUCUCCCUUUUUAAAAUUUGUUUGUUUUUUUUUUUUUUUUUUGGAUACAAGAGCUCACUCUGUUGCCCAGGGUGGAGUGCAGAGGUAUCAUCAGGCUCUCUGCAGCCUCCAUCUGCUGGGCUCAAGCAAUUCUUCCCCCUCAGCCUCCUAAGUAGCUGGGGACUACAGGCGUGUGCCACUGUGCUCAGCUAGUUUUUAUUUUUAGUAGAGAUGAGGACUCACUAUGUUGCCCAAGCUGUUCUCGAACUUCUGAUCUCAAGCAAUCCUCUGGCCUCAGCCUUCCGAAGUGCUGGGAUACAGGUGUGAGCCACAGAACUUGGCCUCUCUCUUUUUUUUUUUUUUUUUUUUUUUUUUUUAACACUACAGGUUUCAAAUGAAUACUUUUCUUAUGUUGCCUUCAGAGGUUCAGGACUUCUGCUUUUAAAACCUGCAGCCUACCGUGGGAAACCAAAAAAGCAUUCCCUAUUUCCAACUGCAGUAUGUAUAAAUACAUAUCACUACAAAAUGUAUAGAAAGUGUGAUGAGAUACAUGAAUGGCAUUUUUAUUGGUCAUAACAUUUUGAUGAAAAGCAUUUAAAGUUUUAACUUUAUAAGGCUUUUCAAAAUGUGUUUUUCUGAGAUACAUUGUUAUUUAUUCAUAUCCAGAAAAAUUACAAGGAUAAUACAGAAUAUAAUAAAUAAUUUAUCUGAGAGCAGGAAGUAUCCUCUCAUGCUUAAUCAGUUUGGGGUUUUUAAUUAUAACACAGGAAACUCAUAACAGGACCUGGUCAGAGAGCAUCCCAGAUCCAUUAAAGAUUGGAUUCAUUGACUUGGAGAAAAGUACAUUUCUCAGGGAUCAGCUAGAAUCUGGACUUGCCUAACUCACAUUUCAUUUUUUUUGUUGUUGUUGUUGUUUUUAUAAUUUCAACUUUUAUUUUAGAUGUAGGGGUACAUGUGCAGGUGAGUUAUAUGGGUAUAUUUUGUGAUGCUGAGGUUUGGGGUACAAAUGAUCCUGUCACCCAGGUAGUGAGCAUAGAGUCCAACAGGUGGUUUUUCACCCCUUCCCUCCCCUCUUCCCUCCAGUAGUCCCCUAUGUCUGUUCUCAUUUUUAUGUCCAUGUGUACCCAUUGCUUAGUUCCCACUGAUAAGUGAGAACAUGCGGUCUUUGGUUUUCUGUUCCUGUGUAUAUUCACUAUAAUGACCUCCAGCUGCAUCCAUGUUGCUGCAAAAGACAUGAUUUUCAUUCUUUUUUAUGGCUGCAUAGUAUUCUGUGGUGUAUAUGUACCAAUUUUCUUUAUCCAGUCCACUAUUAAUGAGCAUCUAGGUUGAUUCUGUGUCUUUGCUGUUGUGAAUAGUGCUGUGAUGAAUAUGUGAGUGUAUGUGUCUUUUUGGUAGAACAAUUUAUUUUCAUUUGGAUUUAUAUCCAGUCAUGGGAUUGCUGGUUCAAAUGGUAGUUCUGUUUUAACUUCUUUGAGAAAUCUCCAAACUGCUUUCACAGUGGCUGAACUAAUUUGCAUUUCCAUCAGUGUAGGCGCAUUCUACACUGCACUGGCUUCUACAGUGUUGAAGCAUUCCGUUUUUCCCACAGCCUCACCAGCAUCUGUUAUUUUUUUGACUUUUUGAUAAUAGCCAUUCUGACUGGUGUGAGAUUGUAACUCAUUGUGGUUUUGAUUUGCAUUUAUCUGAUUAGUAAUGUUGAGCAUUUUUUCAUGUUUGUUAACCGCUUGUAUGUUGUCUUUUGAGAAGUGUCUGUUCAAGUCUUUUGGCAUUUUUUUAAUGGGUUUUUGUUUGUGUGUGUGUAUUUUUGUUUUUGUUUUUGUUUUGAGAUGGAGUUUCACUGUUGUCACCCAGGCUAGAGUGCAAUGGCACCAUCUCAGCUCACUGCAACCUCCACCUCCCGGGUUCAAGCGAUUCUCCUGCCCCAGCCUCCUGAGUUGCUGGGAUUACAGGUGCCUGCCACCAAGCGUGGCUAAUUUUGGUACUUUUAGUAGAGACAGGGUUUCACCAUGUUGGCCAGCCUGGUCUCGAAUUCCUGACCUCAGGUGAUCCACCCAUCUCAGCCUCCCAAAGUGCUGGGAUUACAGGAGUGAGCCACCACACCUGGCCACGAGUUACUUGGUUUUCGUUUUCUGAAUUGUUUUAGUUCCUUAUAGAUUUUGGACAUUAGACCUUUUUCAGAUGCACAGUUUGUGAAUAUUCUCUCCCAUUCUGUAGGUUGUCUGUUUACUGUAUUGAUAGUUCCUUUUGCGGUGCAGAAGCUCUUUAGUUUGAUUAGGUUCCACUUGUCAAUUUUUGUUUUUGUUGCAAUUGCUUUUGAGGACUUAGCCGUAAGUUCUUUCCCAUAGCUGAUGUCCAGAUGUUAUUUCGUAGGUUUUCUUCUAGGACUCUUAUAGCUUGAAGUCUUACAUUUAAAUCUUUUUUUUUUUUUUUCCCCAAAGACAGAGUCUCCUUCUGUUGCCCAGGCUGGAGUACAGUGGUACAAUCUUGGCUCACCACAACCUCCACCUCCCAGGCUCAAGCGAUUCUCAUGCCUCAGCCUCCCAACCUAACUGGGAUUACAGGCACAUGCCACCACGCCUGGCUAAUUUUUCUAUUUUUAGUAGGAAUGGGGUUUUACCAUGUUGGCCAGGCUGGUCUUGAAUUCCGAGCCUCAAGUGAUCCACCCACCUCAGUCUCCCAAAGUGCUGGGAUUACAGGCAUGAGCCACUGCACCCGGCCCCUUAUAUUUAAAUCUUUAAUCUAUCUUGAGGUAAUUUUAUAUAUAUGGUGAAAGGGGUCCAGUUUGAGUCUUCUGCAUAUGGCUAGACAGCUGUUCCAGCACCAUUUAUUGAAUUAGGGAAUCCUUUCUCUGUUGCUUAUUUUUGUUAACUUUGUCAAAGGUCAGAUGGCUGUAGGUGUGUAGCUUUAUUUCUGUCUGUUCCAUUCCAUUGGUCUAUGGGUCUGUUUUUAUAUCUGUACCAUGCUGUUUUGGUUACUGUAGCUUCCUUAUAGUAUAGUUUAACUCAGGUAAUGUGAUACCUCAGCUUUGUUUUAUUUGCUUAGGAUUGAUUUUUUGGUUCCAUAUGAAUUUUAGAAUGGAUUUUUUCUUUUUUUUUUUUUUUGAGACGGAGUCUUGCUGUGUCUCCCAGGCUCUGAGUGCAGCUGUGCAAUCUCAGCUCACUGCAACCUCUGCCUCCUGAGUUCAAGCAAUUCUCCUGCCUCAGCCUCCCAAAUAGCUGGGAUUACAGGAGCCCGCCAACCAUGCCCAGCUAAUUUAUGUAAUUUUAGUAGAGAUGGGGUUUCAUCAUCUUAGCCAGGCUGGUCUUGAACUCCUGACGUUGUGAUCCACCCGCCUCAGCCUCCCAAAGUGCUGGGAUUACAGGCGUGAGCCACUGGACCCGGCAGGAUUUUUCUAAUUCUGUGAAAAAUGAUGUUUGUAGUUUGAUAGGAAUAGCAUUGAAUCUGUGGAUUGCUUUGGGCAGUAUGGCCAUUUUAAUGAUAUUGAUUCUUCUAGCUCAUGAGCUUGGAAUGUUUUUCCAUUUGUUUGUGUCAUCUCUGAUUUCUUUCAGCGUGUUUUGUAGUUCUUGUCCAGCUCACAUUUUAUCUUCAUACUUUGAGUAGCCUCCUUCCAUGAAUGGAUCAUCCAGUGGCCGCACUUAGGUUCUCCUAUGAAGAUUUUUGUUGUAUUGUACCUCAGAACCAUCUCCAUAUUCUCUAAAUAAUAAUAAUGAUGGUCAUAAAUUGAAUAGAAGUAUUUACUAGAUGAGGAGGAAAACCCUAAAACAAAACAUGAACAUAAAAUAUUUUUAAAAGGAAGACAUACAAACAGACACUAUAACCAAAUAAGAUGACAGAAUUAAGGCCUUAUGCCACAGCCAGAGUUGAAAAAUGCAGAAAAAAAGUUUAAAAACAAGGAAUUAAAGCCAAACCUAACUUUUAUCAAAAUAAAUGUAAAAGUGAUGAAAGAAUCUGUUAAGAUAUCAGAUUGUAAUAUAAAAGAUACUAGAAACAAAUGCCAAUAGAACACUUAAGUACAUUUUAUAUAUUCAUCCAUUAGAAUAUAUAGCUGUCAGAAUGAUAGAAGAAUUACAUAUGUGUGCAAAAGUUUUUGUAUCCAUGUGGAAAACACAGGAAGCUAAUAGUACUGUUUUUCUCUGGAGUGGGUGUAAGGGUAGAGACUUAACUCUUUACAUCCUUAUGGCAGCCUUCGAAUACCUUUUAACUCCCAGUUCCCUUAACUGGGGGUGUGUAUCCUAGAAUCCUCGACCCAUUAGAAAGUAUAUUGUAGACAUCAUACUCUUUACCCUUUAACACUACACAUGCACUUCAUAAGAACAAGCAUGCUGUCUUACCCAAGUACAGCUAUCAAGUUCAGAAAUUUAACAUUGCCAUAAUACUUUACAGUCCAUAUUUCAAUUUCAUUUGCUGUUUUAUUGGUAAUUUUUUUCAGCUCCACGAUCCAGCCUAGGAUCAUAUGUUGUAUUGCCAUAACCCUCUAAUCUGGAGCAGUUCCUCAGCUUUUCUUUGUUUUUUAUAAUAGUAAUAUAUUUGAAAAAUACAGGACAGCUAAAGGAUAGAGUAUCCUUCUAUUUGGGUUUUUCUGAUGUUUCCUCAUGGUUAGAUUGGGGUAGUGCAGUGAGGGUUGAAAUGCUGUAAGUGAUAUGUAUUGCAGGUAUACAUCCAGAUGCACAGAAUGUCCAUUUGUCCCUUAUUGGUGAUGCUAAUUUUGAUCACUUGGGUAAGAUGUCCAGUUUCUCCAGUGUAUCGUUAUUGUUUUUCCUUUUGCAAUUAGUGGGUAAUUUGUGAGGAGAAACUUUGAGACCUUGUUGACAAUUCUGUUCCUCAUCAAAUCUACCCCUCCUAGGUUUAGCAUCCUUUGACGAUUCUUGUCUGAAUAAAUUUUUACUAGGAUGUUUCCAAAAUUGUGAUUGUUCUAACUCUAUUAUUAUUUCUGUAUUAAUUAGUCAUCAUUCUACUGUAAGGAAGAGGUUUCCCUUUAUCAUCAACUUCGAGUAAGUACUUUUUUCUGAGCCAUUUGAAUAUUCCUUACUAGAUGUGGUGCCUCUUUACCCCAAUUACUUAAGUUUGUAUUUCCAAAGAACAAGGGUGUUUUCCUGCAUAGCCAUAGCACAAUUACCAAAAUCAGAAAAUUAACAUUAAUACUUUACUAU